AUGGUUUUGGACAAAUCAGCUUCGAAUGUGAACCAGAAUUUAAUGAAACAAUCUAAAUCUGAAACUUAUGAGAGAUUAAUAGUUAUAUGUAUCAUUUUAGGCCAUAUUGCUAUCGGAUAUUCAAUGGGAUCUACAAGUCCAAUUAUGGACGUUUUGACACAGACAUUUUCGCUUAACAGUGCUCAACGUUCCUUAAUUGGAUCUUCAACACUAAUUGGUAAUGUUUUUGGAAGCCUUAUAGGAGGAUUUUUAGCGGAUCAGUUCGGUCGAAAAAAAACUUUGCUGGUUGCGUGGUAUUUACUCAUUAUAGCUUUAUUACUCGGAAUGUUGAUGCUUAAACAAGUUGGAACUAAAAAAACGCUACUAGUCAGCUUGUUUAGUACUGCAACUCCUUUGUUAUUACUUUCUUUGUUGUUACGUCUAUUUAACAGCACAACUCUUUUUCUACAAAUUGCUUCAAUUGCAUUACUCGUGAUGUACAACGUAUCUUGCAAUUUACCGGCUCCGUUAUGUUUAAUCUAUCCUGCCAAACUAUUUCCUUCUUCAAUCAAAGGAACUGCUUCCGGUAUUUGUGGUAUGGUAGCCAGAAUUUCUACUAUUUUAUGUAUGUUUGCCUUAGGUCAUGCCAUUGAGAAAGUAGAGACAAACGCUGUAUUUUUAUCAAUUGCAGUUAUUAGCAAUCGUUAA
This is a messenger RNA of Dermatophagoides pteronyssinus (European house dust mite), 687 nucleotides long. Its product is annotated as arabinose-proton symporter-like. The record is from RefSeq and is a predicted model, not a curated record. NCBI's taxonomy places the organism in Eukaryota, Metazoa, Arthropoda, Arachnida, Sarcoptiformes, Pyroglyphidae.